AUGGCAAGGAAUGUAGCAUUUUUCAUAGCCAUAGCCAUGGUUCUGCUACUGCUAUAUAGCACUGUGCUGACACAAGAACAACCACGAGUAUGGUCAGCAUUCGAAGCAUCUAAAGAAGUAGCUUCAAAGCUUAGUCGAAACCCUCAAACCCUUCCACUAGCCUCAACUGAUUAUGGCAACAUAGUCCACAAAACACCUAUAGCAGUAUUUGAGCCAAGUUCAGUGAGUGAUAUCAUAGCCUUGAUCAGUUUCUCAAACUCUCUUCCCACCCCUUUCACCAUAGCCACCAAGGGCAAAUCACACUCGGUUCAUGGACAAGCCAUGAAUAACCUAAGUGGGGUGGUGCUGAAUAUGACUAACCUCCAUAGGCCAGGGAUUGUGGUGGCUUGUGAUGAUGGGAAGAGUCCACUAUGGUGUUAUGCUGAUGCAGGUGGUGGACAGUUGUGGAAUGAUGUGUUGCUGGCAACCCUUCCUCUUGGACUCACCCCUCUUUCUUUGACUGAUUAUAUGUAUGCCACCAUUGGAGGCACUCUCUCCAAUGCUGGAAUGGGUGGCAUGGCCUUUCAAUUUGGACCUCAAAUUUCCAAUGUUCUUGAGUUGGAUGUUGUCACAGGUCAAUUUGGGGUGAUAACAAGAGCAAGAAUACCUUUAGGACCUGCACCUACUAGGGUGAAAUGGCUCAGAUUGCUUUACAAUAACUUCACUGCAUUUUCUAGAGAUCAAGAACAUUUAAUUUCCUUCAGUGAAAGUGAUGAAAAAACAAAAGCAGAUUAUGUAGAAGGCAUGCUUGUAUUGAAUCAGCCACCACUGGAUCUUUUCUUUUAUCCAGAUUCUGAUCAUCAAAGGAUAACAUCAUUGGUAACCCAAAAUGGCAUCAUCUACCUUUUAGAGCUUGCCAAAUACUAUCACAGCAACUCUCAAGAACAUGUCAAAAAGGAAGUUGAAGAUUUGGUGAAAGGGUUAAAUUUUGUGGCGACAUUUGUGUUUGAAAAAGAUGUGUCGUACUAUGAGUUUGUGAACAGAGUUUAUCCAUUGGAGCUAAUUCUUAGGUCAGAAGGACUUUGGAAAGUUCCUCAUCCCUGGUUGAACCUCUGGGUUCCAAGAUCUGGAAUCUCAGAUUUUAAUGAAGGAGUUUUCAAAGACAUUAUUCUUAAGCAAAACAUUUCUGGUGGAAGCUUUUUGGUCUACCCCACAAACAGAAACAAGUGGGAUGAUAGAAUGUCACCAGUAACACCAGACGAUGAUGUUUUCUAUAUUGUGGAUUUUUUGCGUACUGCUACGAGGUUUGAUGUGGUGGAGAAAUUACAGACACAAAACAAAGAGAUUCUACAGUUUUGUAAGGAUGCUGGUAUUAAGAUCAGGGAAUACCUUACUGGUAAUAAAACACAUCAACAAUGGGUGGAACACUUUGGUUCAAAAUGGAAACUUUUUGCAGAUAGAAAAGAUGAGUUUGAUCCCAAUAGAAUAUUGUCUCCUGGAUAUGGGAUUUUCCAAUAA
This is a messenger RNA of Sphenostylis stenocarpa, 1497 nucleotides long. NCBI's taxonomy places the organism in Eukaryota, Viridiplantae, Streptophyta, Magnoliopsida, Fabales, Fabaceae. The record is from the annotation of a GenBank genome assembly.